AUGAUUCCAACCCAAAAAACCACAGACCCUCAACCAGGACAUCAGGACAUCCCUAUAUGGAGUUGCACAGCCAGCUGGCGACAUAGCAUAGCCAGCCACAAACUCAUCUACCUAGUGGCCAAGUUCUCGGAGGUGGUGGAGGCGGAGGAGGUGGCAAGCGGGCGGUAUGUGGAAUCGGAACGGGUGGCGGCCGUGGUGGUAACUUGCAAGGCAUCCGUCCUGCCAAAGGUGGUGGUGGAGGAGGUGGGCAUCUCAUUAUUCUUCUCAGUGUUGCCCUCUUUGGUGGAGGAGGAGGAGGAGUCGCAGCUGCAUGAGGAUAGCGAGGGGCCGAAUCCAGAGGAGCUCCUUGCUGAUGCUCAAAGGCGCGGUGCCUUUGGAGUUCUUUUGGUCCGUGUGCUAGCGGCUCACAACUUGAUCAAUGCAGAUUGGUGGAGCCUCUCUGAUCCCUACACCAAGGUGACAGUGGAUGGAGACACUAGAGUCACUGCUGUGGUGGACGACUGCUUGGAUCCACGUUGGGACGAGGAGCUUUGGAGCUUCGACGUAGCAGCAGAGUCCAGCCUGGUGCGCUUAGAAGUCUGGGACAAGGAUGCGAUGCAGGACGACCCCCUGGGCCAUGUGGCCAUCCCAGUGGCAAUGGCACCCGGCGAGGAGCUGAAGCGCUUGCGCUUCGCGCUGGACCGGGUGGCGCAUGGCGAACUGGAAGUCGAGAUGAGAUUUCUGAGGGUGGAGACAGAUGAUUCAGCUGACUCUCUUCUUCAGUCGGGCGGUGCUAGCCGCAAGCUGCCAUCACCGAAAGCAGCGAAAGGGGCAUAG
This is a messenger RNA of Durusdinium trenchii, 816 nucleotides long. Lineage: Eukaryota; Dinophyceae; Suessiales; Symbiodiniaceae. The record is from the annotation of a GenBank genome assembly.